This is a messenger RNA of Verticillium alfalfae VaMs.102, 510 nucleotides long. RefSeq names its product pre-mRNA splicing factor. The coding region runs from base 1 to 510 and encodes 169 amino acids. Gene Ontology annotation, biological process: RNA splicing; generation of catalytic spliceosome for second transesterification step. The record is from RefSeq and is a predicted model, not a curated record. Gene Ontology annotation, cellular component: U5 snRNP; U4/U6 x U5 tri-snRNP complex; U2-type post-spliceosomal complex. NCBI's taxonomy places the organism in Eukaryota, Fungi, Ascomycota, Sordariomycetes, Glomerellales, Plectosphaerellaceae. The transcript has 2 exons.
AUGAAGGUGCAAGGUGGGGCACCCAAGGACAAGGAGGCGCGAAAAUGGGUGUUUAGGCAGCUGGCGAGCUACUUCACAAUGGUUUUGACGGAGUAUCAGCGGGCCAUGGAGGCGGAGAGGAGCGAUACAACGGCGAGCAAGGCGGCGUACGCCACAAUGGUGCAGAGUCGCGAGAACAUGAAACCGCUCUUCCGACGGUUCGAAAAGGGCGACGUCGACGACGACCUCCUGGCGCCCAUCAUAGAGAUUGUGCAGGCGGCACAAGAAAGGCGGUACGUCGACGCCAACGACGGAUACCUGCGGCUGUCUAUCGGCAAGGCGGCGUGGCCUAUCGGCGUGACAAUGGUGGGCAUUCACGAGCGCAGCGCGCGCGAGAAGCUGCACAACGGCGAGCGAGGGCAUGUCAUGGGUGAUGAGGUGACGCGCAAGUUUCUGCAGAGCAUCAAGCGCUGCCUGACGUUUGCGCAGGUGCGGUGGCCGCCGGAGGACAUUAGGCAGUUGAUGGGCUAA